AUGUUGUCUCUCGCCAUUCAAACUAAACUAAGUACCCCCAAUCUUGAUUCAACGUCAAAAGGCACAAGAAUCCCAUCUCACCAAACAUCUCAUCAACUGUCCACCUACAAUUCUUUCAUCAUAUGCAAGUCCAAAAGCACCGACCACAUCUGCCAAAUUCGCAUCAAAGAUUACAUCACCAAGUCACAAAAUGGCAUCAAGCCAAAGAUAUUCUUCUGCUCCCACAUUCGCGGCACCAUCCUCAUCGCCGUCCAGCGCGCAGCCUCCGAAUUGCAAAUCACCGCUAAAAUACCACCUUUCGCAGAGCAUCUUGUCUCCAAGCCCCGCAACUUCUGGCCGCUUGUUAGUCGCUGCAACCUCAACCACGGCGGUCAGGAUACGCACGGCGUGAAGUUCAACAGCCUUGUUUUGGCAGCACUUCGUAAUUUAUCAAAUAUGUACAGCGCAAGGCGGUCAGACAUGGUGCGCUGA
Molecule: messenger RNA, 471 nt
Organism: Fusarium sp. VM40
Lineage: Eukaryota; Fungi; Ascomycota; Sordariomycetes; Hypocreales; Nectriaceae
Source: the annotation of a GenBank genome assembly